Molecule: messenger RNA, 370 nt
Organism: Coffea arabica (coffee)
Lineage: Eukaryota; Viridiplantae; Streptophyta; Magnoliopsida; Gentianales; Rubiaceae
Source: RefSeq, a predicted model, not a curated record
CAUACCAAAUGAGAAAAAACAGAACCUAUAUGGUGGCUUGAUGGGAUGGUUUGACUUCGAAGAUUGGGAAACUGAUCCUAAUGUGGAAAAGUAUGUGGAUGACAUGCUUCAGAAUAGCUAUAGGCAGUGGAGGAAUACUAUGCACAUAGAUUAUAAGAUGUUGAAGGCAGCUGGAAAAGAUCCACUUACCUCAUGUCCUUAUGACUGGAUUGAGCAAGAUGAGUGGAAAAGUAUGUGUGAUUGGUUCGAAGAUCCUAUAUUCAAGAAAAAAUCAGAAGCCAAUACAAAGAACCGUGCCAUGUUACCCUAUCCGCACACUGGCGGUUCAAAAUCAAAUCAUGUUCGAGCACAAGAGAUAGUAUAUUACUGA